AUGCCCACCAGCACCAUAACCCCCAAACAAGCCCGCUCCAUCACAAUCCAACUCGACAACGACGCCACACCCCUCGGCGAAACCGACCUCGCCAUCUCGGAGCUCCAAAAGGUCGCGAAAGAAGGCAUCGCGCUUGGCGCCGGCGCCGCCGCAAUCCUCCUGCAGAUUGCACACCCACUCGUCGGCCAGGGCGUCGCAGACCAUAGCACCUUUGCCUCCCGCACCAUCAGCCGCACGCAGUAUACGCAGAUGUACAUCUUCGCCAUGAUCUUUGGGACAAACCAAGAGAAGGCCGCGAUGAAGGAGUGGGUCGAUAAGGCGCACUCGCGGGUCAAGGGGGAGGUUGCGCGUGGACUUAGGAAGAGCGAGGUGUAUGAUGCGAUGAAUCCUGAGUUGCAGCUUUGGGUUGCGGCUACGAUUUAUGUGAGUAUGGUCGGGAUGUAUGAGAGGGUUUAUGGGGAGCUCCCGCCGCUCAGGGCCGAGCUUGUGUACCAGGCGUUCGCGUGCAUGGGGACGUCUUUGCAGGUUCCGAGGGACAUGUGGCCCGUUGAUCGCAAGGCGUUUAAGGUGUAUUGGGAUGAUGUCGUAAAUAACCAGCUGGAUGUUACUGCUGAUGCGAGGGGUGUGUUGGAUGAGUUGUUUCAUCCGAGGGGCUUGCCUUUGUGGGCGCGGCCGAUUGCUUGGGUGUUGUUGACGAUUGUCCGGCCUGUAACAAUUGAGCAGUUGCCGCUGAAUGUGAGGGAGGUGUUUGGGCUCAAGUCUACCAGGACUACGAGGGCGGUUACAAGUCUCUUUAUGAGUACGGUUGCUGUGACGUAUCCGCUUACGCCGGGGUUUAUACGGCAUUGGCAGAAGGCGUACUCGAUGAGGCUGAUGAGGAAGAGGAUGAGGAGUCGAGGGGGGAAGUUGGUUAAAUUGUAG
Messenger RNA from Aspergillus mulundensis, 921 nucleotides. RefSeq names its product oxygenase MpaB family protein. Gene Ontology annotation, molecular function: oxidoreductase activity. The record is from RefSeq and is a predicted model, not a curated record. Bases 1 to 921 code for a protein of 306 amino acids. NCBI's taxonomy places the organism in Eukaryota, Fungi, Ascomycota, Eurotiomycetes, Eurotiales, Aspergillaceae. The transcript has a single exon.